Messenger RNA from Amoebophrya sp. A120, 5342 nucleotides. The record is from the annotation of a GenBank genome assembly. NCBI's taxonomy places the organism in Eukaryota, Dinophyceae, Syndiniales, Amoebophryaceae.
AUGUCGUCUGUGUUGCAGGUGGCUCUGAUGGGUUCUGUGCUAAUGCAAGAAGCCGACCCGGCGCAGGCGUUCUCGCUGAGCCGGUUGCAGGCAGGAAACAUGAAUCUCGCUGCUUAUGCAUUUGUCAAAUUGUCCCCAACAUCUCCCCAUACUUGCAACGCAAAAGGCUAGUUACCGUGCGGCGGGAUCAUGCCUGAUCUAUCAUGCGCCUCGUGAUUUUUAAAGGUCCAUAGCUCCAUGAUUGCCCCGCCCUUGGAGUUUGUUUUUGCAUCUUGAGAAUGUACUGUUUUGUAAUGCAAGUCGCAGCUUUGGGUCGUUGGGGAAGAUUUGUUGACGCUGGAUACCGUACCGCCGGGAACCGCCGCAACAUCCGGAGGAUAUCCAGCCCCGCCGUACCAAGAUCCAACAGCGGAACAGAUUACGAGACCUGUGCGGCCACCAGUGUAUAGUAGUAGAACAAAUAGUCGUAGAAGUAGUCGUAGUACUAGCGGUAGUAGAAGACUGAAGCAGUUCCUCUCGUCUGUAGACAUUUUGGGAAAGCAGGGCUUCACGCGACGUCCUGGUCGUGAUGUGGCUGUGUAUAAUAGCAUGCUGGGGACACCAGAAGAUCACGACUUGCGCACAUGUCAGUUGCGAGAGAGUCUAGUGCAACAGGCCAGCGGCGAGGACCUGUCGUCGCGCAUAGCGGCGCAGCAGCAGCUCGCCGCCCAGGCGGAGCUUGAGCAGGCGAGGGUCCUGGCGCCAGCGCCCCUGCUCAGUGGGGAUGAGCUUUGUAGUCGCCUGCGAGCACUUCUAGACAGUCACACCGGUCGCGAUCCGACGCCAGUCGGUGCAAGAUUUAAGCCAAGCGGCAAAAGCAAACAGUCAGGUUGGAGGCCACAAAAAGUGUGGUCCCAACAUAGUUCGGAUGAGGUGGAUGAAGCUGCUGCUGGUCAUGUAGUGAACCAAUGGAAGCAGGAGGGAGAUUUGGAAGCGGCAUCGCACGCAACCGCGGUGGAGAUAGGACUCCCUGUAGGAGCUAGUACAACUACGCAGCAAGCGAUUCCGAAACUAACCCAGCAAAAGAUACACAGCACCUCCCGAUCGGGCGAAGUGCUAGAAGCUCGUCAAAACAGUGACGCCAUUUUAGAGCCGUCAAAUCGAUGCGGCAACCACAUUCCUGCUUCCGCAUUUGACAGCAGUUAUUGUACCAAACCUGCAGAAGUGAGCUGCGAUAGUUCGUCUUUGUUAGCGCCACCACCGGGAGCUGCAGUAGUCCCGACCACUAGUACUAGUGCAACAGCAAAAAUAAAGCAAAAUAAGUUGCCACUGCCGAUUAAUGCUGCGCGUAGCAGUAGGUGUCCCUUCAACUGCUCCGGCCCUUUAACAGCGGAGGUGCGGAAAACGCUGUCCUAUGACGAUUUCCUAAAUCAUCAAAGGCCCGCGGGCGAUGCGUGGAUGCCACCGGGACGAGGGGCACCGGUUCGGGAAGCCGAUAAUUCCUGGAGCACGCUCGGGCGAACGGGCAAGCGCGACCGGAAGGAACUAUGCAUUGCAAAAGCAUCGUACUAGUAUCUAUAAAUUGCAUCACAAAAAAAUUUUAUCAAAAGGAAAAAUUCAAUUUGUAAUGCUGAUUUAGCUAUGAGUCCAGAUUUGUCAUGCAUAGUUGCAAUUACUACGAGUGCGAUGCUUUUGCACUGCAUAGGAACUGACGGGCACCAACUCGCAAACGUCAACCAGCGCGUCAAACUCCGGAUGCGGUGCGACACCUGCAGCUAGUGUCAUGGACCAGCAGGGAAAUUGGAGUAUUGAACUUUUAUUUCCGCAUCAUAGCAGGAGCGAAUGGUUUGAAUAAUAGUACCGACUUCCCCCGUCGGAAUUUCCUUGUUCGCAGCGGUGGACAUGUCUGUGUCAGAGGUUUGGUCUAUCAUCAAAAGUGUAAAGCGUCGUCAAAAAUCAAGCAACUUUCCACAACAGACGCAACCAACGAGGAGAUCUGCACCGCCCCCGCACCUUCGGGACACGCGUCUGACGACGACCCUGCGGCAAGUUACCUCGUGCACAACUCGCAGGAUAAUGACAGGUAGGAGACGGUUUUAUGAUACACAAAUAAUGCCUUUAGCGUCAUCUUCAAGUUGCUUUUUUUUUAUGCUAUCCCUAUUGAGGAUAGCAAUGAAAAGUGAAAGGUUCUAAAAUUCGGGAGACUUCGAAGUCUUUGAUUUUUCAGGCUGUCUUCGGUCGCCGUGCCUAUGGACCAGUCGGCGCUUUCCACACCUCCGGAAAACAAUGGCACCGCGUUAGAUCCCCCCAUUCAGUACGGUGCGGACCGUAUCCCAAAUAAAAAGCUAGCAGGUGCCAGACAUUUGUAAUUCAUAGAACGAGUACAGAGAGAAAAAAGGCUUGCCUCUAGCAUGCUGCCCAGCAUAUGCAUUUAAUUCUGACAGAUUCUUCUGUGUGUUUACUUUUUGCAUUUACAAAUAUGACCUUGCUGCUAGCUUUUUUCUCCGGGAUAGACCAAAUCAAGGUAGUUCUACGGACCGAUGAUGUUUUGGAGGAGAUACUGAAUUUGCCCAUGGGCGACCCGCGGUUACUUCAGAUUGUGGACAGUCGCGAUCACUUGGAAGAUGAACUCGAGGGCAUCAAGUUUCUAGCGAGCUUGCGCGACUUGAAGGAUAAUCGAGGUGCAUCUUCCUAAUUGUUUUGAAUAAAGAGAAUUAAUAUUUGAUACUCAUUUUCUGUCUUUAGUUCUUCAUAUUUGUACGAGUUCUUCGAACGGCGUAUUCAUUGAAACUACUGCGAUCUUCGUGAAGUUGCCUUCCGUGACCUACUUAGGCACUUCAAGCCGCCCAGCCAACGAAUCCGAGGACGAAGAAGAGGAAACUACCGAGAGCAAGCGCUUGCGUACCGCCCACGCCUGGUCAGGAAGGAAAAAUGUAGACGAAGGUACUUUAUCGACUCAUUAUGACCUCCAGAGUUUUAUCAUCUGGAGGAUGCUCAUGCACGAUGGAUUUUAUGAGAACGAAAAGACUUUGGACCUGCAUUUGUUCAAAAUGGAAAAAACAGACACAUUGACGGACAGUCGGUAUCGGUUUGCGCAGGCCAUGGCGUCAAGCUUCGAGGAAACUUUAAUGGAUCUUGCUAUGCAGGAUCAAGAGGUCCAAUCCAAGGAGCCUCCGGUGACAAUUGGGAAGUGCGCAAAAACGAGCGGUAUAGAAGUUACGUACUUUCUAUAAUAAAUAUGUUCCUCCUCGUACUAUCGAAAUCUUCUUACUGAAAACAGACUUCAGUACAUGUGUCGUCGCGAGGUGGUCCUCUUCGGAAUUAUGCACCGCUUCAGCUACCUCCAGAAUCAUGUCAAGUAUCGAUAUUGAAAAAUAACGCACUUUCAUAGCCGGCCACGGAGGCAGCUGCUCGCAUCCCAACACGUUCUUCCCCUGGGCGUUUCCGGACCUCGCUGUCGAACGGGCCUCCGAUGUUUACAAGUUUUACACGAAGCUAAAAGACGUGGCUGCGCGCGAGGGCGCGGACCUCGGCCCGGAAGCGUUACUGGCACAGAUCGUUUUUCUCAAAGCGUCGUACCUGCGCGCACCACCCGCAAUGUCACAGGAACAACUGGAACGGAGCGCUGCCACAUCCACGGGAGCGUACACAGGAGCAUCCCUUUCCGUGCAGGGCGGGACUGUGUAUUCUUGAUAGGAGCAGUGUUUCUGAUUUUGGAGUGUUCACACUACACUGAGUGAUUUUUUGAAAUGCGCCGGAGUAGAACAAGUGUUUACGUGGAGAUGUUUUGUUUUUUUCAUAUACCACAUAUCAUGGAACACGACAGCGGCCCGGGCAGUUUGAGUUUUUCGGCAAAUGCGCAGAGCCCGAACCAGUCCCACACGCCGCAGAGGCGGCACAUCCGGCGGGCCCACCACCGAAGCGCCCCGGGUAGCGCCGGCACUUUAUCUCGAAACGGCCACCUUCCCGGUCGCCGGGGCAGUUCGUUUCACGAGGACGAGAUUCCUGGCACGCGGCAACGGCGAGCAGACUCGUUUCACGAGGGCGACCCCAGUGCACAUAAUUGCAGGCGAGGUGCGAGCCAAACGCCGAUCGACACCCAUCCCCAGGCGCAAACUGUGAUUGGCACCAUGGCAACAUCGAGCAGUGGCCCCAAUCAUGUAGUUGGUCCAGCAGCGGUGAUGGGUUCGCAAUGGGACCCUCAAGGCUACCCCCACGCGGCGCCGCCACCGCGUGUGGCUACCCGUCCCGGGAGCCGUCACGGCGCUGCAAGUCCUAUGCUGUUCAGUGGCCACAAUCCGUAUCCACUCCCGGCCCGGCAGCACAUCACGCACAAUGGUGUAGUGGAUACACAUAAUCUAGCCCCGCCCCAAGGUGGGGGGACCAGUUCCUGCGCGAGCUCGAGUACACUGCCCGGAGGUGGACACCAGGGGACUAUAAACGCAAUCACGGGCAUGUGGGGGCAGUCUCCGUCGUCGGCGCAUUCCCAACUGCACACGCCGGGCGGAAGCCACCAGAACCACACGAGCGGGAGCGCAACACCGGCUGCCUCGGUGAUAGGGCAAAGGUCCGCCGCGCCGCACGGCGUGGACAGUCCGCAUAGUGUAGGUCACCAGUCCGACCGAACCGUGCUUGAGCAGCUGAUGUCGCAGCCGCGCCGGGUGCGGGCGAGAGGGAAGACACGCUACGAAUCCGCGUGGGAGGUGAAAGAGUCGUCCAGUUGGCAGGAGCUGGGGGACAGCAUUGCAAAGAUGAUGAUCGAAGGCAGACAAGAAUCCAGUUUGCCGACCCCUGGCCCCGCGAUCCCCCCCGCCGCGGCAUCGUCCGGCAACGCGAUGGUAAACUCGCAGGCAGCGAGCAUGAGUGCCAGUUUUUGUCAGACAACUAGUAUGAACCAAACUUCCAGCUCGCAGCAGCAAGGUGGCACCAACAGCAGCCUCAGUGCCGAAGACACUAGCAGUUUGAUGGACAAGGACGAAGUCGAAGACCAGACCGGGCCAUUGCUGCCAAAGAUCGCCUGUCUUAUCGAGCGCGCAGGAUUUAUGAUAGGUACAUAUCUUUGGAACUAAUUUCUAUUUUGUAGUUGUUUUAUGCAGGAUCGUACAAGAACUCAAAUUCGCUUCCAUGACGAGCAAAAUACCACCUUAAUAAAUACAUCCGCAGACGAAGACUGGGGAUUGGGCCUUCUGCUUCGCAAACUCGUGUCGAAGCGGUCGCUCCUCAGCGCGCUACGAGACGAUGUCGAUAUGGAUGGCGGGUCUUCUCUCUUGAGUCGAAAGCGCAGUUUCGGGACUUCCUGCAGAACCAGCAGUGACGACGAAAUGGCUAGCGAGAUCGGCAUCGGCAUGAUUGGGUUGUAUUGA